Molecule: messenger RNA, 1234 nt
Organism: Rhodamnia argentea
Lineage: Eukaryota; Viridiplantae; Streptophyta; Magnoliopsida; Myrtales; Myrtaceae
Product: endonuclease 1
Exons: 9
Coding region: 25-933 (302 amino acids)
Biological process (GO): DNA catabolic process
Molecular function (GO): nucleic acid binding; endonuclease activity
Source: RefSeq, a predicted model, not a curated record
AAGCUCGUAUUGUUUUGAUAUCCGAUGAAAAUGUCUUCUCUCCAGUUGUUUGUCUCGAUGAGUAUGGUUUUCAUGUUAGUGACUGGAGUCCAUUGCUGGAGCAAAGAAGGGCACAUCAUGACUUGUCAAAUUGCACAGUCUCUACUGAAGCCGGAGGCAGCUGAAGUCGUCCGGCAUUUAUUGCCGCCGUACGCGGACGGCGACCUCUCGUCACUCUGCACGUGGCCAGAUCAAAUCCGGCACUGGCACAAGUACCAGUGGACGAGUCCGCUCCACUUCAUCGACACCCCGGACAACGAUUGCACCUUCGAGUAUGCUAGGGAUUGCCAUGAUCCACAUGGCAAGAAGAACAUGUGCGUUGCUGGUGCCAUCCAGAACUUCACUUCUCAGCUCUCGCAUUUCAAAGAGGGAACUGCAGAUCGAAGAUAUAACAUGACAGAAGCCUUGCUGUUCUUGUCACACUUCAUGGGAGAUAUUCAUCAGCCGAUGCACAUCGGGUACACGAGCGACAGAGGAGGGAACUCGAUCGAGUUGCACUGGUUCAGGCACAAGUCUAAUCUGCAUCAUGUAUGGGACAGGGAGAUCAUUUUAACAGCAGAAGCAGAUUACUAUGAGAAGGACACGAGCCUCCUCCUUCAAGACAUUGAGGCCAACUUCACUGAUGGGGCAUGGUCAGAUGAUAUUUCGUCGUGGACCCACUGUGACGACCUCGACUCUUGUCCGACCAAGUACGCGGACGAGAGCAUAGCCAUCGCCUGCAAAUAUGGUUACAAAGGCGUCGAGUCCGGCGUCACUCUUGUAGAUGACUACUUCAACUCGAGGAUGCCGAUCGUCAUGAAGAGAGUCGCUCAAGGCGGAGUCCGGCUGGCGAUGUUUUUGAACCGGGUUCUUGCCGAUGAUGACCAAGAACAUGGGAUUGCAUCACCAACAUAGGCAAACCUAGAAUAAAAACAACUAAUUCAAUCGAAAUUACAAAACAAAGCCAAUUACGUUGACGCUUAAGUUAUUAUUCAUGGAUAAUCUUAAUCAGCUAGAUGAAAGAGACAUGAAAAAGAGCCAAAAAUGACAGACAUGUCCCCUCAUGUGCUAAUAGCAUGAACUAACGCUCCAAUUUUUAUUUUUAUUUUGGGAAGUUUAAUGAUGUCUUUGUUCACGUAAUUUCUCCAAUUAUAGUCUAAACUGUAUGUCAUUCAACAAAGCAAGUGGUCCUCGAUUCAUAUUCUUGUUGAGGCAA